UGAGAUACGACUUGAGCUGAAAUUAAGAGAUGCUUAACCGACUGAGCCAGCCAGGUGCCCCCUAUUUUCUGGUUUGAGCAACUGAAUGUAACUGCUCACGGGUAGCAUAGUGGGAAAGAAUAGCUUUAGACUCAAGCAAGUUAUCUGACUUCUUUUAGGCUCCGUUUCCUCUUUUAAGGAGCAAAUAACAAUACUUAAACCUUCUGUAAUCUUUUGAUUACAACUCCCAAUUGGGAAAGGGACAAGAUCUUGCUUUGGAUUCAGAGCUUGUCGGCUGACUUCAUUUCUCACAUAUGCCGUGAACAGUGCCUUUGCUCAUGUCUUCCCUUCCCAUUCUUUCCACUAUUCUCUCAUUUUAAAAUCCUUCCAUAUUGUCUCCAUUCCCUCUCAUUCCCCCGCUUGCAGCCGGACUAAUUUGUCCUGCUCUUAACUUCCAUUGCUUCUAAAGCAGUGGGUUUUUUGUUCUGUUUUGUUUUUUAAUGGCACAAUUUUCUACCAGGUGUUAAAGCAAAGUAGGAAAACCUUAUUGAUGUUUAAAUUCUUCAGACCUGCCCAGGAGUCAAUUUCUGUUCCUACUGAGAGGCUUAAUUAGCAUGACUGCCGGCUCCCAGAAUCAUCCCUAUAGGAAUGGUAAUAGGAAAAUGCUGUGAGAAACAGACUGGUGAUGUGGUGUGUUUUGAACUGUGUGUGUGUUUGUGUAUGGGGAGGCGGCUUUGGUCUGGGACAGGAGAAUAAAACCAUGGGGGAAGGACUGUUGGAAUACUGCUCUAGUUUCUUCCUUGCCUCAAUACGUUGGAAUUUCCUUUUUCUACGCUUGCGACCCUGAGCUAACCUUAGUCCAGCUCUCAGUGAAUCAGGGCAUUACAGAAGCAUACACUUGUGAGCAGCUGAUGAAAAACAGGCGAAGACUGACCUUAGACAGCACUUCUCUUUUACCUUCUGAGUCCUUAGGUCUCCUCAGAUCCUAUCAUAGUGCUGCUUCUCCUUGGGGAACAAAGGAUAAGUCUUUGAUCUGGGUAGUGAGUGAAUGGGGUGAAGAGUGAGUAUGGUUUUCUGGUGCUUGGGUCUUUCUACUUUUGUACUUCGUAUUUCUUUUUUUUUUUUUUAAACUUUAUUUUAAUUUUUUUAUUUUUGAGUAAUUUUCACACCUAUGGGGCCUGAAUUUAACCCCGAGGUCAAGAGUUGCACUCUCUUCUGGCUGAGCCCUACUACCCUACUACUUAUUUUCUACCUUACUACAGUUUGCUGCAGCUUAUAAGGGCUGGAAUCUGGUCUUGCCCCAUAUUCUUUGCCUUUCAGAGUGUCUCCUGCCCUCUAGGGAAGAAUAACAAAGACAGUUGAGAACAGGUAUUUCAGGAGAAGAAUAAUGUAUAAGUUUCAUUGGAACAGAAAUAAUAGAACAGAUGGACAUAGAGUUUAAAGUUAGAAUGAUUUAUCAGCAGACGGCAAUUUCUUCACUGCCAAAAUGACCUCACUUUCCACCUCUGCCCAGUGUUCAACUUCUGACAGUGCUUGCAGGAUCUCUCCAGAACAGACCAAUCAGGUACGACCAAAACAGCCACUUUUGAAGAUUUUGCAGGCAGCAGGUGCACAAGGAGAAAUGUUCACUGUUAAAGAGGUCAUGCAUUAUCUCGGCCAGUACAUAAUGGUGAAGAAGCUUUAUGAUCAGCGGGAGCAGCAUAUGGUGUAUUGUGGCGGAGAUCUUUUAGGAGAACUGCUAGGACGUCAGAGCUUCUCCGUGAAAGAUCCAAGCCCUCUCUAUGAUAUGCUAAGAAAGAAUCUUAUCACUUUAGCCUCUGCUACUACAGAUGCUGCUCAGACUCUCGCUCUCGCACAGGAUCACAGUAUGGAUAUUCCAAGUCAAGACCAACUGAAGCAAAGUGCAGAAGAAAGUUCCAAUUACAGGAAAAGAACAGAAGAAGGCAAUAUUCCUGCACUGCCUACCUCACAUCAUAAAUGCAGAAGUUCUAGAGAAGAUGAAGACUUCAUAAAAAACUUAACCCAAGAUGAGACAUCUAAGCUGGACCUUGGGUUUGAGGAGUGGGAUGUAGCUGGGCUGCCUUGGUGGUUUUUAGGAAACCUGAGGAGCAACUAUACACCUAGAAGUAAUGGCUCGACUGAUUUACAGACAAAUCAGGAUAUAGGUACUGCCAUUGUUUCAGACACCACAGAUGACUUGUGGUUUUUGAAUGAGUCUGUAUCAGAGCAGUUUGGUGUGGGAAUAAAAGUUGAAGCUGCAGACACUGAAGAAACAAGUGAAGAAGUAGGGAAAGUAAGAGACAAAAGGGUGCUUGAAGUGGGAAAAAAUGAUGACCUUGAGGACUCUAAGUCCCUAAGUGACGAUACUGAUGUAGAAGUUACCUCUGAGGAUGAGUGGCAGUGUACUGAGUGCAAGAAAUUUAAUUCUCCAAGCAAGAGGUACUGUUUUCGUUGCUGGGCGUUGAGGAAGGAUUGGUAUUCGGAUUGUUCUAAGUUAACGCAUUCUCUCUCCACGUCCGAUAUCACUGCCAUACCUGCUGAAAAGAAGGAAAAUGAAGGACUUGAUGUCCCCGAUUGCCGGAGAACCAUAUCAGCUCCGGUUGUGAGACCUAAAGAUGUAUGUACAAAGGAAGAAAAAAACCCCAGACUUUUUGAUCCUUGCAGCUCGGUGGAAUUCUUGGAUUUGGCCCACAGUUCUGAAAGCCAAGAAACAAUAUCAAGCGUGGGAGAGCAAUCCGAUAACCUUUUUGAACAGAGAACAGAUGCAGAAAACAUGGAGGAUUGUCGGAAUCUCUUGAAGCCAUGUAGUCUGUGUGAGAAGAGGCCACGAGACGGGAACAUUAUUCAUGGGAGGACAGGGCAUCUUGUCACUUGUUUUCACUGUGCCAGAAGAUUAAAGAAGGCUGGGGCUUCCUGCCCUAUAUGCAAGAAAGAGAUUCAGUUGGUUAUUAAGGUUUUCAUAGCGUAGCUGACUCAGUGAGUUGGAGAGAAAUAUUAACAGGGCAGGUGUGUAUCAAAAUGUCAGUAUUGAACAUCUCUACUCAUCAUAACCCUCUGUAUCUGUUUAUUUAUUUAUGUAAACAUCUCUGUGUCACAUUUUUGCUUCUACCUGUAGAGGGAAUUUGACAGUGAGUUCUUUAGAACUAGAUUAUCAAUUUGGGGGAUGGACUCCAUUAACAUGAAAAGAUACGUUAACCACUUCAUUCUCUCUCUAAAGAUGAGGAUCUGGGAGAAGCCAGUACAAACAAAAGUACUUUAAUUCAUUCACUUACUGAGUUACUUGAAGAUUUACUCUUCCUUCAGUUAAUUUUAUUCCCUAGCCUUUUUUUUUCUCUUAGGGAAUGGUUUUAGGCACCCAAAUCUAAUACUUAGAAAAGUAUUAGAGCUAACAGUGGGAAAAAAAAAACCCAAACAAGUAAUUUGAUUAGUCCGGUUGUGAAAUGCUGUAAAUCGCUUUAUGGUUGCUAUCGGUCCACGCAGUUUGGAUGAGCCCAAAGAAAAGUCUUGAAAAACGAGAUUUUUUCCAUGUGUGCCUAGAACGCUGAGCAUUUUUGCUAACAUAUCCCUGAAAGAAUUUUGAAAAACUAUAUGUAACCUUUUGCACAUUUUACACCCUAGGAUAUGAUUAGCAAAUAGUGUGUUCCCUUCUGGUGAGUUGUAGACACCUGAGUACCCAACCUAAAACAAGUUACUCCAAGAGGACAGUUUUGUCCCUUGUAACCCUUCUCAAACAGUUUCUCGAGAACUCCCAUUUCAUGGCUCUCAUUCUAGGGUAGUUUUCCUUUUGCACAUGUUUAAUGUGACAUCUAAAUUUUUAAAAAUAAAUUUAAGUACUUAACAAAGGAUACCCUAUCCAGUAUAUUGUAUAUGUGCCUUAAAAAUAUUUUUCUAAAAGUUUUAGAGUUGUAGAUUUAGCUGAUUGAAUUCAUAAGAAAAGUCCUGUCAUAAAAAGUAGCAAAGACUGCUCUCAUAUUAAAACUCGACCAGCCAAAUCAGAUUCCCUUCAGUCAGAAAAUGUUUGACUUUAAUUCAAAUAAAAGCAUUAACACAUUUCUGGCACAACCUUCUCAAUUACAUUUCUAAGAUAGAUGAGGUACAGAGAUUUUAAUCUAAGCUCUCUUUGCUUUACUCUGUCCUCAUUGUCCCUUGAAAAUUCUGGUUUUUUUUCCCUUAUUGUUCUUUUGUUUGAUGCCUCUAGGUGUUUUACAAUCUGAAGCGAUGCCCAGUAGUAAGAUUCUAGAUGGGUGUGAGUCAGCCUUUCAAAUACAGAGUAUGGCAGUUGUGAAAAUGAAAAUAAUUAAAAAUGUUAGGUCUGAAGGAGCAUUAUAUGAGCAUAUGGAAAUUGAAGAUCUUUAAGCUGAUGUUCUUAUAUAUAUACCCCUGUCUGCCUUCCCCAUUGAAAAAAUCUCAGUGUAUGCUCAGGGGUUUGCAUAUGAGAUUUUGAAGACCAUAGCCUACUGGAAUUAACAAAUUUAUGGAUCAUAAAAAUCACCUGGGUUGCUUGUUAAGAAAAACUCAAGUCAAAAAAAAAAAAAAAAAAAGGAAAAAGAAAAAAAAAUGAAUU
Molecule: messenger RNA, 4543 nt
Organism: Mustela erminea (ermine)
Lineage: Eukaryota; Metazoa; Chordata; Mammalia; Carnivora; Mustelidae
Gene: MDM4
Product: MDM4 regulator of p53
Exons: 11
Coding region: 1466-2947 (493 amino acids)
Biological process (GO): regulation of cell cycle; negative regulation of apoptotic process; protein ubiquitination
Cellular component (GO): nucleus
Molecular function (GO): ubiquitin protein ligase activity
Source: RefSeq, a predicted model, not a curated record